Peronospora belbahrii is the source of this 1386-nucleotide messenger RNA. NCBI's taxonomy places the organism in Eukaryota, Oomycota, Peronosporomycetes, Peronosporales, Peronosporaceae. The record is from the annotation of a GenBank genome assembly.
AUGCAGUCAGCACGAAAUUUUGUCAGUGCCAAGAAUUCCACACGUACAUUACGUCUCGCAUGGUGUAUGUUCUCAGCUGGGAUUGGUGCUGGCACUUUAUUUACAUUUCCACAAAUUGGUGUUGAUGUUGGUUCAUGGGGUAUUAUUGGGUAUACUCUAUCGGGUAUAAUUGGAAUGAUGGUCUUAAGUCUUGUUGGUCCCUAUAUGCGAUCUGCAUUGGGUGAAAAUGUGACGAUGACGGAUGUUGUUUCCCAUCGAUUUGGGCCAACUAUGCAACUCUAUGUGGGUUUUAUCUCGAUGUUUUAUCAAUUUAUCUGUCUAGCAUCCGAGUAUACAUCAAUUGCAAAGCUAACCAUCAUGUUAUCCCCUGAUGCUCAUCCACUUGUGACAAUUCUCAUUGUUGCAAUUCUUACAAACAUUUAUCUUGUAAUUGGAGGUCUACGUGCAAGUUUAGCGACGGAUUUAUGGCAAGGUGUUGGCGUUAUUGUCUUAAUUACAGUCGUCUGCACUGAGAUGUUUCUCUUUGUAUCAAUUCCAAAGAAUGCAUGGUCAAAAACAAAUGUUGCGGCGUUUACAACCACGGGCUUUGAAACACUUGUGACACUGGUCAUUGCUGUCACGGCAUCCAAUUUAUUCUUUACGGGCUUUUGGCAACGCGUAUAUGCUGCCUAUGAUAACACUACACUUCGAAAAGGAGCGAUAGUAGCUAGUUUUAUCAUUGCAGUCUUUACCGUGACGCUUGCAAUGACUGGUAUGGUGUCGUAUCUGGCCUAUCCUGAUGGCGACUUGUUUUUCGCAAUCCUGAUCGAUAUGGGUCACGUCUGGCAAGUGCUCAUUGUUGUGGUCAUUGCCAUGUUGUCGAGCGGAGUGUCUGAUUCUAUUCAAAUGGGCUUGGCGGCUGAGCUCACAACGUGCUUUCCCAACAUGUCGUUGCUGCAUGCACGCAUCAUCUGUGUGUUCCUCAACGCUCCUGCUAUUGCUAUCGGCUACCAGCGGUAUGAAAUUCUCACGCUCUACCUUAUUGCUGACUUACUGUGCACGGCUGCCGUUGGUCCCAUGCUACUCGUCGUGUGGAAGCGUGCGACUCGCACGGGAGCACUUGCUGGCAGUGCUGCUGGAUUGGCCACCAUCUUCAUCUGUGGUGCCAUCGUGCAAGACAAGUUCGUUGGCGGCUUCAAUUGGUUUAUCCUGCCCGAAGGUCUCUAUUCGCGGAACAGCAUGAUCACCUUUAUUGCCACGUUGAUCGUUCCACCUGUCGUAACUGUGAUCGUGUCUUUGAUGACGGAACCGAGUGUCAUCGAACCGGCAAGAGACAACAGCUAUCUGUUGCAACUGUCUCCAGUCCAAGAAAGCUCCAAAGUUUAUGAAGGAAGGCGCGAGCUGUGA